Messenger RNA from Penicillium concentricum, 3666 nucleotides. RefSeq names its product SH3 domain protein. The coding region runs from base 1 to 3666 and encodes 1221 amino acids. Gene Ontology annotation, biological process: protein transport to vacuole involved in ubiquitin-dependent protein catabolic process via the multivesicular body sorting pathway. The transcript has 3 exons. The record is from RefSeq and is a predicted model, not a curated record. Lineage: Eukaryota; Fungi; Ascomycota; Eurotiomycetes; Eurotiales; Aspergillaceae. Gene Ontology annotation, molecular function: protein binding. Gene Ontology annotation, cellular component: ESCRT-0 complex.
AUGUCAGGUCCGCCCUUUACGGUCCGCUCGGUCUUCGAGUACGCUUCGGGCCACGAUGAUGAUCUCAACUUCCCGAUCGGUCAAAUCGUGACCGUCACCGCCCUGGAGGAUGACGAUUGGUACUACGGCGAAUACUCAGACGCCCAGGGGGCCAAGCAGGAGGGCAUCUUUCCGAAAAACUUCGUUGAGAAAUACGAUCCUCCGGCCCCUCCGAGACCAUCUCGACCCAGACCCAAAAAGGAGCCCGAGCCGGUGCCAGUCGAGUCCCCCGUGGUCGAAAGCAAGCAGGCUGAGCCCGAGCCCGAGCCAGAGGUGCAGCCCACCGAGGAAGAUUAUGAGAUUGCAUCCCCGCAGUCACCUAUGCCCCAGUCCCCUCCUUCGCGCGCGACUGCCCCUAUAGCAGAAGCUGCAUCCUCACCCCCGCAGCCGGCAAAGGCGCCCGCUCCCGCCCCUCCCGUGGCCCCAACUGAAUCCGCAGCCAAGGUACCCUCAAAACCUGCGCCCCCAGCUGUAGCAGAGAAGCCUUCGGGGUCCUCGUUCAGGGAUCGCAUUGCUGCCUUCAAUAAACCUGCAGCAGCACCAGUGACGCCAUUCAAACCAGGCGGUUCCCAGCCAUCCUUCAUCAAGAAGCCUUUCGUCGCGCCGCCUCCUAGCCGGGACGCCUACAAGCCUCCACCAAGAGAACCUGCACCCAAGAUCUACAAAAGAGACGAGGAUCCCGAUGUAAAGGAACAAAUUGCCCGCGAGCCCCCGGUCUCUGAAAGCCGGCCUGCUCCCGUUGAAGGCGAAGAGGGCGCGGAGGACCAGCCCAAGCCAACUAGUCUGAAAGACCGAAUUGCGUUGCUCCAGAAGCAGCAAUUAGAGCAAGCUCAGCGUCAUGCCGAAGCAGCUCAGAAGAAAGAAAAGCCCUCCCGCCCUGCUCCUAAGAAGUCGAUGGAUGAACAUGUGGCUCCCACAGUCGUCGACGAGGAACAAGAGGCACCCUCUGUCGAAGAAUCGACGGCUGUCCGAGAUCCUAGUGUUGAUACAUUGAGGGCUGCAGCCCCUCAUGCACAGCCCGUUGCGCCAUUCUCGCCUACCCAAGAAGUCGCGAGUGACGCCAAUGACGCCGACUACUCCGCUGCUGCAGACUCCGAGGAUGCAGGCGAAACAUCCACUAGUAAGGAUGACGAGGAAGAUCAGCCUCAGCCUCGUCCCGUCGCCCAGCGUCAGCCGUCGACUCGCGCAGUCGAGCAACCUCGUCCGGUCUCCCAGCGUCAACAGUCGACUCGCGCAGUCGAGCAAACUGCCGUGGCAAACGUUGAAGACGAGGGCGAAGCAGAAGAAGAGGAAGAGGAGGAAAUGGAUCCCGAAACCAAGCGCAGAAUGGAACUGCGUGAGCGAAUGGCCAAGAUGAGCGGCGGCAUGGGUAUGAUGGGUCUCUUUGGCCCGCCUGCUGGAGGUAUGCCAGGCAUGUCUGGUGCCGCUGGUGCUCGCAAGCCCAAGACUCCCGGCGAGUCAGAGAAGAGGCUUGGGGAGCUUGAAUCUGAGCCCACUUCGCCUGCCAAUGCGCCCCCGGUUCCUAUGAUUCCCCUUCCUGGAAUGAACGUGGCUAGCAAGCCGGUGCCUCCUUCUACUGAAGUGGAGAAGGAAGAGGAGGAGCCUUUGGCAACUCCUCUCGCGGAACAACACUCUGCACGUGAGGUGCCAGACGUCGAGGAUGUCAUCCACGAAGGUGCACAGCCUCGUGCCUCUAUUGAUCGUCCGGUCCCGGCACCCCCAUCCCAAGAUCGUUCGGCGCCUCCUCCGCCUCCUCGAGAGUCAAGACCCGUCCCCACUGUCCCGGGUGAGCCACCGGCUUCCCCGCCACCAGUUCCUGCAGGUCGACCAGUUCCUCCUCUACCACGGCCCACAACUGCCGACAAUGGUGACGAGUCUGAUGAUGAAUUGUCGGUUCACACAUCUAGUCUGUCGUUGGAUACCUCGGCUGCUCCACCGGCCGUGCCUGCACCUGCGAUACCUGAUCAGAUUGACUCUCGCCGUGCCGAAACAUAUGACCCCGUGUCCUCUGCCGCUUCAACCCCUGCGGCUGAGAAGAGAGCUAGUCGUCUGCCACCCCCCAUUCCAGUCAAUCCACCCAUGCCACCAUUGCAGGGCCGCGCUCCCCCGCCCCCGCCCCCAGACCAGCUCCGUCGCCGAUCUACCGCUGAUAGUCGCAUAAGUGCGUUAUCUCCUCGACAAGCUGGAGAAGAAGCGGAAGGGGAAGUGACUGAAUAUGAUGGAGAUUACGACACCGAUAUCGCAUCGGGAGUGAAACACAAGGAUGCUCUGAAAGCCCACGAACGUGACUCCAGCUUUGACGAGGGUAUUACCACCGACGACCAUUCCAUCCAGUCCCCGCGCAGCCCCCAGGAAUCCCGGCAUCCCCCACCACCUCCACCCACGGCUCCCAGGGCAGUUCCGCCUCCACCCCCAAAUCAGCCGCCCCGGAAUGCCCGUGCGUCUAUUGACACACCUAGGGGACCGCCUCCUCCUCCCCCGCACAGAGAUCCCGUCAGCGAUGAUGAUGCUGAGUAUGACCCUUUCAACUACUCCGCUCCCCGACAUGGUCUCCCCACUUCUCCGCCUCUCCCGCUCGGUCGCCCAGAGGCUCCUCCUCCUUUCCCACCGCAACAAGCGGCCGAUGAAUACGACGAUCUCUAUGAUGCACCCCCCGUGCAGAGCCCGGGAAAAGAAAGACCCUCUCCUUUGCAUGAGAAGCGUCUUUCACUGGCGCCUCUGCCUUCCCAAAGCCAGGCUUCGGGUUUGCCAUCUCCGUCCGCAGCCCGAACCCAGCGCGCAUCUAUGGAUCUUCUAAGAAAUCAGCCUAACGUUCGUCGGUCUAUGGAUGUUUCUCGCCCCUCUAUUGACCAAGGCUACAUCGCCACCGAUGUUGAUUUCGCCGAGUAUACCCUCUGGUGGACUAAACCCAACACCCCGCCUCCAGCGUUCCAGAAUCGCACUGAUCUGCUUUUCGAGGUCGAGGAGACUUCAUCCACAAACCGUGGCGGCAAAACAACAGUCUCGAAGGAUGUCUAUAUCCUGUUCCUCGAUUACUCCCAGACAGUCUUGAAUGUCCAAUUUGACCCCAAGAACCCUGCGGAUGCUUCUUUCGAGCAACGUCAUGAACCCCCACCGCUCCCGCUUCGCCAGGAUCAGCUCGAGCAGGCUCAUAUUCAGCUUGGAACGCGAAUCUCGGAAGCCGUCAACUCGAUCCAAAACUCUACUGUUGGAGAUGGCACUCCCUUCGGGCUGGUCCAGCACCUACUCAAUCCUCUUUCGGACGCGCUGCUUCCUGUGGGGACCCGCGGAUACGGUGCCUCGGUCUAUUCCAACCUGGCCAAUGCCUCCGUGUCCCAGAACGACGAAAUCCGCGCCGGUGACAUUGUCAGCUUCCGCAAUGCCCGAUUCCAGGGCCACCGCGGCACCAUGCACCAGAAAUACAGCGCCGAGGUUGGAAAGCCCGACCACGUCGGCAUCGUGGUCGAUUGGGAUGGCACAAAGAAGAAGAUCCGAGCCUGGGAGCAAGGCCGCGAGAGUAAGAAGGUCAAGAUGGAGAGCUUCAAGCUAAACGACCUCCGCAGUGGCGAAUGCAAGGUGUGGCGAGUGAUGCCCCGUAGCUGGGUGGGCUGGGAAGCCAGUAAGUAA